GUCAGAGGGAUGGAGGCACCAGAAGAGGGGAGUCCAUGCAGCCUAACCGCAGAGCUGAUGACAAUGCUACCAUUCGUGUCACCAACCUGUCUGAGGACACCCGUGAAACAGACCUGCAGGAGCUCUUCAGACCAUUUGGCUCAAUCUCAAGGAUCUAUUUGGCCAAGGACAAGAACACGGGACAGUCGAAGGGAUUUGCCUUUAUCAGUUUCCACCGUCGGGAAGAUGCAGCAAGAGCCAUCGCGGGAGUGUCAGGAUUUGGAUAUGAUCAUCUUAUUCUCAAUGUUGAAUGGGCCAAACCGUCAAACAACUGAGGAAUUCAGUGUAAAUCCCAGGAAGAUUCCAUAUUUUAUUGUCAUAGUAAAAUAUGGCUGUUACCGUAAUAAAGAGAGUAACUGUAAA
Molecule: messenger RNA, 402 nt
Organism: Pelmatolapia mariae (spotted tilapia)
Lineage: Eukaryota; Metazoa; Chordata; Actinopteri; Cichliformes; Cichlidae
Product: eukaryotic translation initiation factor 3 subunit G-like
Exons: 4
Coding region: 36-314 (92 amino acids)
Molecular function (GO): RNA binding
Source: RefSeq, a predicted model, not a curated record